UGAUCCCGCCCCCAGAAAGCCACGAGGCGGGCGCGGUGAAUCGCCGUUUGCUUCUGCCAUUGGGCAGUUCCUAACUGGGGGGGCGGAGUCAGGAUGGCGGGAAAUAUGAAUCUGGAAUCCGGAAGCCUCUUUGUAGAGUUCCCAGAACUGGAAAGCUGGAGUUUGUUCCACCCUGCCUGGAGGAAGAGGAGGCCGAAUGUUGCCACUAAGUCAGCCUUAACUCUCCUGGGCCGGGACUCCCAACCUUCUGCAAUAAUUGGAGCUCAUCCAUGCCAUAAACAAACCACUAUUUCUACUUUCUUCACUGCUCAGAAAGCAGGGGAAAAGACCACAGACCCAAACAAGCAGUUAACGACCUCCGCUUCAAGCAACGUUGUCAAUCUAAAAGACUCUGAAUUGCUUAGAGGGAAAAGGAUCAGGGCCCCAGCUUCUGCCCUUCAACCAUCAAGCCUGCAAGACUGCCAAAGCCAACCUGCAAAGGCCACAGAGGCUUCAGGUCCUUUUCUUUGCAAUUCUCUUUCCGCUCGAGCCCAGAGCCACCCCAGCAGCUUCCCUGUUGCUCGGGAGGAAGACGCUGUAACAAAAGGGGAGGCUUUUCUAACUACAGAUCUCAUGCGGCGCCUGAAAGAAAAGGGGGGCCUCCAGCAGCAGGUGGCUCCGGGGUCCCCCCUGAAAGAGAAAAACGAUGGCUGGCAAAGAGGAGAGAGCCCCACUUUGUUUUCUCAGAGAAGCCCAAGUUUUAAAAUAAUUCCCAACCAAAGAAUGGGUGCAGGGAAACGACGCAGACUCCUUUCCUCUUUGGCGGGCUCUACUUUUGCGGACGACUCGGACUCUGAAAAUGUGGAUCCUGACCUGGAAGCAAACCUACCAGAAGCAGCACACACGAGAGGGUUCAAUCAAAUUGGACUCUGCAGAAAAUAUAUGGACGCCACUAGCUGUGAGACCAGCUCCCUAGCUUCAACUCAGCGGCUGUUCACGCAGGACUCUGAGGGCCGCAGAGUCAUUCUGCACCGCUUUGGAGGAGAAGGAAGCAAAGCGUCCUUGGCAAAGGAGCUCUGGUGGGGCAAAGGGGCCCCUGUAAGAAGCUCCUUCAAUAAUAAGAGCGGCUUUAGGGAUGGUUGGGCUGGAGACAGAAGCCCCCCUGGGUCUCUGGGCAGGAGCGUUUCUCCUCUAACAGAACGUAGGGAAAAGUCGUGUUAUGACUUGCUAUUCACAGAGGAUUCAGAAGGCAAUAAAGUCAUUAAACACUAAGUCGUAAUUGCUCUGUGAGAUAGCGGGUGCUCGGUGCCUCCUUACAAAACAAACCUGGCUUAAAGGGCCCCUUUGUAUAUUGCCUGUGGCUGUGUGUCGCAUACCUAACUUGUUUUGUUCAACAUGCUUUCUUCGGCAUGGGAGCUAAUAAAAGAAACCGAGGAAUGCAAGCUUAAUCCUGGUGUUCUAGAAAGAUGUCAGGCUGCUCUAGAAUUGUUCCA
Molecule: messenger RNA, 1472 nt
Organism: Pseudonaja textilis
Lineage: Eukaryota; Metazoa; Chordata; Lepidosauria; Squamata; Elapidae
Source: RefSeq, a predicted model, not a curated record